Messenger RNA from Porites lobata, 10015 nucleotides. The record is from the annotation of a GenBank genome assembly. Lineage: Eukaryota; Metazoa; Cnidaria; Anthozoa; Scleractinia; Poritidae.
AUGGCGGGUCGUGUUGUUGAUGUGUUGGAUGUUUGUCCUCAACUUGUGCCUCAAGACAGGACAAAACGAUUCUAUGACGGUUUUAUCACAGUUUGUGUAAGUUACUAUUGUGUCAAUAAGUGAAGAAAGAAUGUUUUGCGAGAAAAAGAAUGCAAGGUUGUGUUGAAGUCUUUGUAAAUAAUCUUGUACGAUCCUCGCAGAAAAAGAACUUCCGAAUUUGCAUCCAAAUUCCGGACCACAAGUCCAUGGAAAAUGCCAGGUAGGAUUAAUGUUAAAUGUUUCUAGUCUUCUCGGAAAUGAUGGAAACUGUAAGCGCCGUCUCAAAGUAUUUUCAUAGGUCCAAGUCCACUCUGAUGGCUUGGACGCGACGGACGCCCCGCGUAUCAGAUCGUUUCGCCCCAGGGCCUGCACUCCAGAUUUCAAGUGACGGGGAUGAUCGAAUGGGAACAAAAAUCAAAACCAAAAUAAAUCCCUGGGCCAACUUAACCCCCCCAAAAUCCCUGGUCCAAAUUUCCGAGCCUUAAAAACUGCAGCCGCAAACCAAGUGUGGUUUUACUUUACUCGCAUAACUAUGCGGCCGGGAUAUGGGGGCACUUCUACGAAUCUUCAGAUUGUUCUGAAUAACCAAAAUAUCCCCACUUAAAUCAAUCCAUCUCAAAAAAAUACUUGCCAAAUUUUCCUAUCCCAAAAAAUCCCAGAAUCAAAAAUUUCAAACGUUGAAAAAGUCCCUCGACAGGAGCCCAUCCACUUGUGGAAUCCAAGCUUACCUAAAAUAACAUGUCUGAUAAGCAGUUUUACUGUGUCGUGGAGUGUUCUAUGUCAUCGGGCAAAUUGUCUGGGGGGGGGGGACUCCCAAAUGAAAGAGGCAGGAGGCCUCCUUAGUUCGGGGUGGGAGGCAAUGUAUAUCCCUAGUCUGAAUUUCAAAACCUGUCAUAUUGGAGAAGGAAGUAAAAUCCCUAGGUAUUUUAUAUUUUGCUUCAUCGCUGUUGCAGUUUCAACUCAUCUUGUGUCAUUUGUGGCUAUUUUAAUCUGUCUUUUGUCAACAUUUCAAGGCCAUGUCCCUUGUUAAAAAAAAUUGCCUUAUAGCAGGUUAGUCCCUUGUCAGAAUUGGGUCAUAACAGAGCCUCAGAUAGGGAUGCCCGUCAUCUUGCUUGGAGGAGUAAAUUGCACGUUGUGGUCUUAACUAAGAGUGUUUAAGAUGGAAAGAACAUAUUUUGGGCUGCAAUUUUCUGGGUCACUACAGCUCUUUAUUGGGUCCAGGAAUUCAUUGGUUACCUGUUUUAAGUAUAGCCUGUUUUGGGGGAUUUGGAACACACUUCCUUUUUAAGACAAAAGUUAAAAACUUUUCUCUUUGACAAAUUUAUUUAGAGCAAUUUAUAAUUCUUUACAGGGUUUGCACACACCUUGAAAGUCCUUGAAAAGUCCUUGAAUUUUAAAAUAAAAAUUCAAGGCCUUGGAAGUCCUUGAAAAUUGCAGUAGGUGCUGGAACGUCCUUGAAUUUUGGUGCUAACUUUAUCUAACCCAGUAAAGACAGAAAGACCUUCAGGAUAAAAUUACCCAUGUUGUGGAAGAACUUAAAAAGACAUAGACUUAAGGCUCUUUUUUGCACUAAAUGGAGUCCUUGGAUAAUGGGAAAUGAGUCUUUGAAAAGUCCUUGAAUCUUUUGUUCAAAAAAGGGUAUGAACCCUGUCUUUAGUAUAUAAGUUUUUUUUAUUUUAGACGUAAUUUUUGUGAAACACCUUGAAUAACUGUUACUAGUGGAUGCAUUGGACAGCUAUGUAAAAGCAUUAUUAUCAUAAGUAUCAUUGUCAUCAUCAUCAUCAUCAUUAUUAUUGUUAUUAUUACCAUUACUAUUAUGAUUAAGUCUGAUAAUAUGAUUUUAAGUGUCAUUGUACUUUUCGUUUGUUUUUUGAUUGGAUAGAGUGUCCCCCCAGGGAUGUAACAAUCUGUGACAGUAACCGUUAGUGUUUGUUUUUCCCGGGUAGUGGGACUGGGUAGAAGGGUGCUUCCCUUGGGACAUGAGUCCCAUCCGUGCCCAUCCCAGUUGGACAGGUCUGCUGCCAGCGGGGCUGAAUUGAAUAUUCAGUUGAAAAAAUAAUUAAACGAAUGAAACUUUUUAAUGGUUGGCAUUUUUUACUGUUGUGAUUAAAUUUUGUUGCAAAUUGUUUCUUCAGAAUUGAGUGUGGAUGGAAGCUGAGGCACCUGCUGAGGGGAUAUGAAGGGGUAAUAAAACAGGUAUAACUUGCUAGAACAAAAUAAUAUUCAUGACUAAAAGCUAGUAGUUCUCAUGUCUGUGGUGUUGCUUAUAUUUUAUGAAAAAGACAACGUUAUUAGAGAGAUUCAGAAUCAUAAUGAGGAGAAAUUGGAGAAUACAACAUUAGAUUUGUUUUGAUGAAAUAAUUCUGGUAUAAACCGACUUUUGUCUUUCUUAGCACCUUCACAUGCUACAUGAGUCUAGUGUAUAGUACUCUGUAAAACAACAUGUGGGUUUUGCGUGACAUUAAUUUGACUUAAGUCACUCCAGGUGGAAAUGACAAGGUUUAUGAACUUUGUAUGAGUUUUUCUCUUUGAUCCUUUCUUUACAGAGGCUAGCACAAAGUAGGGAUUUGCCAUCAUUUCUAGUGGAACUCAAGAGUAUUCUGGUAUGUGGUCCACUAAUGUCAUUCUCUUCCAUAACAAAAGUUAUGGGGAAGUCAAGUCAGCCCUUGUUUUUUAACUAGUUAUCCAGAAUGUUAAUUUAAGUAGUAUCAAUGUUAUUUGAAGCUUAUGUGUCCCUCUGCCAUUAGAGAUAACUAAAAGGACAACCUUUAUUACCUAAAUCCUACUAAAUAAUGUGUUAGACAUGCUAAUAAUAUAUGAAAAUUAAUGUUAAUCUUUUCCUCCCGUUUUCUGCAGUGACAAAUUUUCUAGUACCACACCACACCACUGAUGGAAGCGUAUUUACCAGGGUACCCUUGAGGUGGAUAAACAUUUCAUCAAGGGUGGGGGAGGGGGUUACAGUUUUCAAACACGUCUUUGGUUUUUCUAUUUUCAAUCGUUAGGAGAAGCUCCUGAAAUGUCAGAGGUCAGAAAAAGUUGGCUCUGGACCAAAGUUUUACACACAUUUGGUGACAGAGCUAGAAGCCAUUGGUUGGGACAAGUGAGUACAAAUUGAAAUUAGUUAUGUUUUUUUGUUCAGUGUUGUUAUACUGGAAUUCUGUUACUUUAAGCAGAGCACCUUUGUUGUUGCUGUGGCUCUUAAAAGAAGACGUAGUGGUGUGAACAUGAGCCACAUGGUUACAACAGUGUAUUAUUGGCUCUCUUACGUGUUAACUAUUCCUGACAGCAUGUCAGAUAAUAAUUAUCUUGAGUUAGUCCUCAAUGAAAAGCAUCAAACUCAACAAACAGACACAAUCUAUUUUCUUUGCUUAGAUUGGCUUUUGUCGAUCCAUCUUUUGAAGUUUUGAAAUUUGCUGCCAGGUAGGUAAUGUAAUUUCCUCUGCAGUGGAUUUUGCCAUAAGUGGAAUUUGUAUUCCUUAUGAUAUUGAGACUGAGUCUAUUAAGAUGCUGUUGGUGUUAAUAAACUGAAAAUUAUUUUAAUUAUAUCAGUAGAGUGGUGUGCCAAUCAUUGAUUUGAGUAAAAGAGAUGCAAUGAUUGAUUUUGAAAAGUGUUCAAUUAAUUACCUUAGAGAAAUUAAAAAAAUUAUUGUUGACAAACAAGACUCCUAAAAUUUCUCUUGUCUAUUUUAAUAAAUUAUGGAUUUGUAUUGCAGGUGUAAUCCAUUGAUAAGUCUAUGUUUUUUUAUCAUGCUCUAGAACAAGGUACAAUGGCCCUGUUAAACUAUUUGAAUUCCAAUGAUCAAUUAUGUAAUGGCAGCUGAUUUCCAUCACUACCAGCUCUAAACAGCUUGCAUUGAGAGCGGACUCAGCAUUUUGGUGGUACAUCUCACUAAUUUAUUACAGUGCUAUGUGUUAGUUAAUAUUAGAACAGUUUAGCCCAGCAACACUUUGGAACAAACAUGCUUUUAUUUAGUUUGUCUUUGCUGUUGUUGUAUCAUAGUAACCAGCAAUGUAUCAUUAUUCUUACAGAGAUAGCAGAGAUAGAGAGCAUUUUAUCACUGUGCAUCUCUCAUCUCAGGUAAUGCGAUAAUCUUUAUACUCCCAGCACACUAAAAAAAUAAUAUUUUUCACAAGACUUUAUUGUGUGGACACUCAAACUGGAACACUUGGAAGAAGAUUGUUGAAUCACAAUGUUUUCUGACAACAAAGGAUUCACAAGUUUUUUUGCAAAUGGACCAAUAAAAUUCAAGGUUUAACUAGGCAACUGUUGAAAACUUUAAGCCAUUUGAACUUACCUAACCACUCAGGAAACAGUCCUCAAAUUUAUGAAUGUUUUUGGUCUGUUUGCAAAAGCACUCGAGAAUCCUUUGUUUUGACAAAAGGCUGUGAUUGGCCAAUCUUCUUCCAUGUGUCCCAGUUUGAGUGUCUGCACUGUAACCCAUAAUAUUGUUACCUUGAAAAUAAUGUUAUUGUGGAAUACAGAGAAUCAAAGUUAUGCAUGUGACUAAUGUAGGCUCCCAUUUUUGUUUCCUCUCUUUCUACAAAGUUAUGCCUGUUUGUGGUUUACAAAUCUGUCCAUCUCUCCAGGCUCUUUACUCAUUUGGACAUUAAAAUAAUAUUUAAUAAUAUUUUAUUCUGACUUUUAUCUCUUAUUUCUCCAAAAUGCUUUCUUCUAGUUCUACGUGAACUAAACUUCUCUAUGUCUAGUAACUGUUGUGUUCGCUCUAGAUUUCUAUCAUCAUUUUUUAACAACAUUAAACUUCUCAAUAGCUGUAAUUAAUGAGAAAAUAAUAUUAGUUUUAAACCACAGGCCAUGCAUCAGAAUAAUUAUUAUGCAGAAACAAAAUUUUAAGUCUUGACACCAAUAAUAUUGCUGUUGUGAAUUUUUUUAGCAUCCUCAAGUAGCACCAACUUGUACUACAGAACUACCAGGGCAGCACUUCAACUUUUCUUGGAAUUCACAGGUAACUAUCUGCAGGAGUAAUUAACAGUGCUUUAAUUUUACUUUACUUUAAUUUUACUUUAAUUUAAAGUAGGAGGGAAAUGACAAGUAUAAUAAGAGGGUUGACGUGUGAUUAGGCCCAAAUUUAGCGUGUGACACAUGAAUAUGAUCAUAUGAACAUGAUCCGUGAAACCACUUAUAGAUAUGAAGCAUGAUUUAUCUUGUAAGAUAUCUGGAACUCGUGAAUUAUUUGUCUCAUUUUGUGACAAUCAACAGGAUCACAGGACGAUAAUAUUAAUAGAUUGAACAGUGCCGACAGUUGCAUUCUUUGAGUUCCAUUUUUGUUCUGGUUAAUAAUUACCAAUAAAACUAGAACCUAAAAACCACAUGCGGUCAGUGUAAUCAUUGACAUCUUUCAAUAUGACAAUCAUCGAAGUCUGAUCGAUGAUGACUGUGGUUUCGGUUUCUCUGUAGCCUCUUUGAUUAAGGGGCUGGAGAGGUUGAUGACUAAAUUCGUGACUGGUGAAAACUGGUUUAUAAAGAAUGUGGUAAGUGAAAUUUGCCAAAAUUUGCACGUGACACGGGACCAUGACCUCCCCGCUGCCCUCCUUGCUACCCUAAAUUAAAGUAGCUGAGGUUCUUUUCCUUUUUUGGUUUAGUUCAUCCAUUGUUCUUUUCCUCUCCUAUGAAAGUAAUUAGGCCUCAGUUUCAAAUAUUCUAUCUUAUUUAAUAUCAGUUACUUUAACAUUAUAAUUCUGAUUCUCAGGUUCUCUUUUGGAGAUAAUCAUCAUUAUUUUCUCAUUUCCAGUGAACCAAAAUCCUGAGAAAAAGCCAGGAUUUAUAAUACUUUUUCUGUUUUUAUUUUCCCCUGAGUACGCAACCAGUUUAAGUGAAGAAAACUUCCAAUCAUUUUGACAAGUAAUAUUAAUUUGGCCUUGUGUUAUUCAGUGUGUUCAUUAAGCAUUGGAGAUUGGAGAAUUCUCAGUUUACUAGGCUAAAUAAUCCAGCUAGCGUUUGGUAGCCUAUGACUACUUUUUAUAAAAUACUCUCCUGUAAUGUUACACCUUUCUCCUGCUACUAGAAUUCUUAACAAAACCCUUGGUUAUUUCCUUUUCUUUUGUUAGAGCCAUCCUCUUGAACAGUUAUAUCAACAAUUCCAACAGGUAAUUUAGCCCAGGCUGAUUAUAUUCUAAUUAAAUAGUUCGAUGAUGUUAGGCUGGAAAUAUUCUAAUCCUCAAUGAUAUUCUCAGAUUAGAUUACCAGUUAUUGUACAUUACAAAUUUUCCAUACACGAAAUUAUAAUCUUUUUUAAAUUCUCAGCAUUGGGUUUAUACUUAAAUAUAAUUUAUUUAAAAAAAUGCAAAUUUUAGCCUCAAUUAAAAAAAACUUAUACAAAAAGAGAGUGUAUCUCAGCGAUUUUAUGCCACGAAUUUCUUGAUAGCCACAGUAUCUUCAAUUUUCAUGUGUGCAGGCUAUAAUAAUACAUCAGUUUACUUUUUUUAAAUCAAAAGGUACUUUGUCAGUUUGAGGAUUUUUGGGACAUGUUAGAUGAAAUAGACUGUAACACAUGGAUCCUAGAACCUGAUCACCCAUCACGAUCCUGCACAAAUAGAAGAAUUGCUCUUGGUAAGUCCUAGAAAGGAACAAGUACCAAUAAUACAAAUAAUAGUAUUUUUGAUAUGUUUGUCAACUUCUCUGUGUUGUACAAUCCAUGUAACUAAACCUGCUGCUCCAGGUCUGUAUGGAGAUACAUGUGUGUUAUAGACAAUUUUAUACCUUGGCUAUUAUUUUUGAAAUCCUGUUAUCACUUGCUUAGUUGUUGGUUGUUUCCCUUGCCCUGAGAUGUUUUUCUCUGUCCCCUCUCCUCCAAAACCCACCUUUCCAAAUUUCAACAUGAUCUGGAAUGCACGGACAUGUCAAAAAAAGUUCUUUAGAGCUCCUAAGUGCCUUGUUGGCGAACAAAUUACAUUUUGACAGGCGUUGUCUUGUUAAAAUAAUUUUGUUGUUUUUAACGUUGAUUUUGUCUUUAACCUUUUUUAAAACGUAAUAACUUGCUUAUCACCUAGUAUCAAGAAAACACAUUAUGGCCCUGACUAUAGGCCUGUAUAAUGUUGUGGUACAGCAUUGCCAGUACCCUGCGUGCAGAGGUUUCUUUCUGGCAUGGCUUUCAGCAUUUGAAAAGUCUUUUGCAUGGGUUGUCAGUUGGUUUACCUGACUGACAUCGACGUGAUGGACUUUGUUAGAGUGAUUCUGGUCAAAAGGCCUUGGGACUGGCUCAUGUGCCACUCCACACAGUCAAGUAAUCUAUUAGUUUUCUUUUUCCAUUUUUAGGCAACAAUGCUUCCAUUCAAAUAGAUCUGAAUCCUUCAAACCCCAGACUUCUACCAGAGUGCAGAUUUUUAGGAGCUGACAAUGGUAUGUGUAUUUGAAGAAUGAUUCAUAAAUUUUUAGAUUCCUUCUAUAAACUCAGAGCCAGGGCUGUCACUUAGGGCUGAAGGCUGGGGAUUUCUCCCGGCUUCUAUGAUUGAGCAUUCUAUGAACAUGUUCAUAGUAACAAAGGGAAAAUAGAUUGAACCAGGAGCACCCAAUAACUGUUUUCGAUGAAAUAUAUGUUCAGAGAAGUGAAUAUUGCUUAGAAUUUUCUAUUACUUGAGGAUGGUUAUGUUCCACUCAUGUGCAAUUUUCAAAGCUUAUCUAAUAAAUUCCCUACUAUUUUCUGAAGUUUAAUUUUCACAGUUCACUUCCCAAGUUAGGCUAUUUUUCGUAGAGAAAAGGAAAGUAACGUAAAAUUUUUGGACUCAAAAAUGCAGUGGAGAGAGAAUUCAGAAAAUGUCUCGCUUUCUUGGUAUGUCAAAUCUCAUCUAAAAUUGGCCGAAAAAAAAUACUGAAGCCCUUGUAACUUCGAAAAGACACAAGUUCCCUUAGGAUGACCUAAGAGAUACAAAUUUUAUAGGGCUGCUCAGAUUGCAUUGCUAGACAUCUGAAAGUACUCUGGAUAGCCUAAGUGUUAUGAAUGUAUUUAUAGGAGGAAACCGUUGUUGGGUGCCCCUGUUGAACUAAAAGAAUGUCCAAUCUGUUCAAUUACCCAUCUAUAUUUUAUUGCAUAGGUAUACCCACCAACUUGAAAUCUUAGUGACAACCCUGCUCAAAGCAUAAUCUUUUUGUCAGAGUCUCUAAGGAAAUAAACUAUUAGUUUUCAGUUACUUAAUGAUAUAGCUUCUACCAUUUACUAUUCAGAACAAAGCUUGAGUUAAAAUUGACUGUGAAUUGAAUUUUUUUGCAGUUAUUUUACCUUUGCGAGAACAUCUGAAUGCAAACAUUCAGUCCUGGUAAGUACUAUACUGUGAAAAAUACAAGUUGUAGCUAUCUUUAAUAUCUUUUAAUAAUAAAUUAUUUUUAACAUUUAUGUGUUUUAAAUUAGGAAUCCACAGCUAUCUGUUCUGGCAAACCUGGAGAGUUUACUGGGACAGAAAUUUCCCUCCCCCUCAACAACAAAGAAGGAGGUAGUUGGACAUGUUUUCUGAUGUCACUGUUGAAAAAAUGUUUAAAAUAAAAAUUAAUGUUAUUUUAUAAACAAUUACAUAACACUUUUUUUUGAAGGAUUUCAGCAUGGAGUGUGGUAUAUGUUAUGCAUAUCGCCUUAAUGAUCUGAUACCAGACAAAGCCUGCGACGAUUCACGGUGUGGACAGCCCUUCCACAGUUUGUGUCUGUAUGAGGUGAGAAGAUGGUUUUUCAUGCAAUUAACCAGAGCAUGCCAGCUGCAUGAAAACUAAUGUCAGAUGUAACUUCACAUGUGAAAAAAAACAUGUUAACAAACAAUUAUCACUGUUGCAGUGAGAGUUGUGUUAAAUCAUACCUUUUGCAGAAAAAGAAUGUUAAAGGGAAAUGGUUUGGUAUUUCAUUAGUGUUUUAUAAUAAAGAGAGCAUAACAUGGGUGCUAGGAGCUGUAUGUAAAAGAUUUCUCUUAGAGUGCUGAAAAAUGUUAAUUUCAUGAGUGAGUGCAGCAAACAAGUGAAAUAAUUACGUAAAAUCCUCUGUUUCUUGUGUGUAAUGAAGAAUGUGUGUAUUAUUGAUGCAAACCAUUUGUUAAUCAAAUCGUUUAUGUAUUUCAUGAAAUGUAAGUUGUGCACUGUUGUUCAUUGUUUUUUCUUGCAGUGGCUGAGAGCUUUGCCUUCUAGCCGGCAGAGUUUCAACAUGGUGUUUGGAGAGUGUCCAUACUGCAGCAAAGUGAGACAUAUUGAUUCUCUUAAAUACUAUUUGUAUGAAAUGUUCAGUGCUCAGUGUUGCUCAAGGCAAGCAAGACAUACGUAAUCUGCAGGUUAAGAAAUUAAUUGGUAGGUCAAUGGUAUUGCAUGGCCAACUGUUGGUCAGAAUAAAGUUUGUUGUGUUUAACCUGAGUUUAUAGGGUUUUCACAGUCUUGAAAAGUCCUUGAAUUCUAGGGAGUCCUUGAAAAGUCCUUGGAUUUUCCUAAACUUUAAAGAGUGAGCACGGAAAGUGUUUUUCAAUGCUUUUUGUUGUCCAAGACAGAAGUUAUAAAUCAUAGCUCAGAGAAGUUCAAGGUGAUUUACAUAUAGCGUUUUUUGUUUUAUGCAAGAAUUAACUACGGUAUUAAUUUAAGACAAGUGAAAUGAAAAAGUGUAGAGAAGUUGGUGGAGCAAACAGUUCAAGCCUUUAAAGUCCUAUUAGAAUGGACUGGGAAUAUGCAUAUUUGUGCAAUCUGUAUGUGACGUUACAUUCCUGGUAGGUUGUCCUUGAAAAUCAAAUGUGGUCCUUGAAAAGUCUUUGAAAAGUCCUUAAAAAAUGGUUGCAAUUUUUUUUGUGGACCCUGGUUUACUAUUCUUGUUUGGGCUUUACCAAUAUAUCAACAAGUCAUAUGCAUUUGCAUAAGUUAAAACCCAUCAAUGGCUUUUAUGAAUUUAAAGUUGCAUUUGCAAAUUCACUAUAUAUUACUUGUCAUUUUUAAGUCAUUCUUUUAAUUUUAAUGUUUCUUGUAUUUCAGCCCAUUACAGUCAAAAUGGUGACAGGAAAAUGA